AAUCUCUAGAAAUACUCUAAGAACGACCUCGGCUCUUCGUCUUGUUGACCUCGGUCAGAUAAUAUAGCAUCACUACCCGGCAAACCCCAGAUUCAACGAAUUACCCAGUCUUUGUACAACAUAUAGUGUAAAUCCAGCGAUCAGAACAUCCGGAGUAAUGGCAGAGGUUAAUAUGGAGCCGGCUACUGCUAAUCGCGGCCAUAUUACAAAACCUGACCCGUUGGAGAAUACGUACGUAUACGACAGAUCCGAGUUUGCGGAGGGUUCUUUCUUGGUAUUUACCACGGCAAUCACUGCUCCAGCUCGAGCCCCAACUUCUCCAGCUUUUGGCCACGAAGCUGUCUCGGAUAGGAUCCGGGGGUGGAGUGUGGAUGCGGAGCGGAACCAGCCCUAUGUGAAGAAGUUAACGAAUGUGGAUGGAAGCAGCUGGGGAAAUGGGGAGCUCGACAUGGCGUCGUUGCCUUGGGAUGUGAGCCUACAUACGGCGCGGAACGAAGACGACUCGCACCGUACGCGGUAUGGCCGUCGAGCCAUGUUUACUCUGGCCUGGAUCCUUGGUGGUCUCUUGUUAGCCCUGGAUUCACAGCGCGACGGCGAUGGCGUCACCACCGAAAUUGCUCGACGCUGGAUAAUUGCCGGAGAGAUUGGGGUUGGCGACACAGUGUGGAGAGAUAUUGUCUAUCCUGGCUCUAGACAGGCUGCCUGCGAGGGAAUUUCUGAAGAAUCGCUUCGGUGGGAUUGUCGGAUAGCUUGGGGUGAGGAACUGACGUCGGUAGCGUCCGGGCAUCGGUCUAUGAAGUUGUAA
Messenger RNA from Aspergillus ochraceoroseus IBT 24754, 805 nucleotides. RefSeq names its product putative acyl-CoA dehydrogenase. The coding region runs from base 158 to 805 and encodes 215 amino acids. NCBI's taxonomy places the organism in Eukaryota, Fungi, Ascomycota, Eurotiomycetes, Eurotiales, Aspergillaceae. The record is from RefSeq and is a predicted model, not a curated record. The transcript has 5 exons.